AUGAAUGUCACAUAUUAGGAAGACUUCGAUAAAAAUAUUACUAAAUUUACGCUUUAAUAAAGAAGCAUAAUUUAUGAGUUUAAGCAAGAAGAUUAGCAGAUUCUUAAAGAUUGGGUAAAAAUUCUGAAUAAGUAUGUCAUUCGAAUAGAUUAGCCAAGUAAAUACAUCAUUACAAAAGCUUUGGGCAAAGGUUCAUAUGCCAAUAUGAAGACUGAGAUAGAGAUACAUAGAAAGCUUAAUGUUUGCCUCAAUGCCAUUAAGCUAUACAAAGUUUAUGAAAGUAACUCUUAGUUUCAUCUGAUGAUUGAGUAUCAGGAAGGAGGAACAUUGCUAGAUCAGAUUAAAAAUUAGUUUAAAUAUGCUGAGAUAGAUAUUAGAACAAUAAUUGCUUAAGUAUUAUUAGCUGUAGACUUUAUGCAUAAGCGGGGAGUAAUUCAUAGAGAUCUUAAACUAGACAACAUCCUCUUAAACACAUCUGUCCCUGGUGUGUUUGAUGUGAGAAUUGCUGAUUUUGGUCUUGCAGCUCAAUUUAAGCCUGGUGAAUUACUAUUUUAAAAAUGUGGUACUCCAACUUAUAUAGGGCCUGAAGUAUUGAAUGGAAGAGGUUACAAUGAAAAAACAGAUAUCUUCAGUGUUGGCUCUAUUAUGUUUAAUCUUGUUUCUGGAAAAUACUUAUUUUAAGGCAAAGAUUAAGCAACGCUGUUGUAGCUAAAUCAUCAAUGUGAUUUAACACAUGUCAAUCAAUAUAUUAAAACCAUUAGCUAAGAAGGCCAAGACUUUUUGUUGAAAUUAAUGGCGAAAGAUUUUUCUCUUAGACCUUCAGCUUAGGAAGCACUUUCACAUCCUUGGUUUUAAUAGGACAGGGCUGCACUUUUAGAUGGUAUUUUGAUAAACAACUAUCUCUGUGAAAUUGAGUUAAAAAAGUUGACCUUAAUAAACGACAGUUUAAUUUUUAGGCUUUAACCUUUACCAUCAGCAAAAAGGAAUAAAAAAAAGAGUUCUGCAUUGAUAAGUCAAUUUUCGGCCAAUAAUCUGAGUUCAUUUUUUAAAUAAAGUAAUAAGUUUCAGUCAAACAGUAAAAAUGAUGAUAGUUAAAGUCAAGUUAGUUACUAUAAAAUUAUCUAGGGUCAUAGAAAUUCCAAUUCAAACUCAAAGGGAUCUAUUCCUUCAAGAGCAUUAAGUAACUAUCAAAAUGGUUAUAAUGAAUCUCAAAUGUUGGUCCCGAAGUUAUAAAAGAGAAAUAAUAGUAAUGAAGAUAGUAAUUAGCGAAUGCAAUAAAGAUUACUAGAUAAAAACAAAUUGAGAAAAAGCAAAUUUUCAAGAGAUGGCAGGUCCAAAAAUGCCAGUAGGUAAGCUAGAGGUGAUGAUGAUGAGCCGAUAAUGGUGAAUGUAUCACUAGCCUCAGAAUCUAAUAAGAGUGGGAAGCUUUAGAAAAACAAUCACCACAGACUUAGACUUUAGGAAUCAGUAAAAUCAAACAGUAACGAUUGGAAUGUUAGCGAUAUAGACGCUGAUGAGUUGUUUGUAACCAAGAGGAAUAUCAGAGAUACUUUUGAAUGUCUCAGUAGUGACAGUAGAUAGAACUAGGCAAGAAGCUUGAAAUUCUUGGCAAAUAAAAAUGUGCCCUAGUUGCGGAGGAUUCUCGUCGAUAGUCUUAACAACCAAUCUUUGUGA
This is a messenger RNA of Stylonychia lemnae, 1674 nucleotides long. The record is from the annotation of a GenBank genome assembly. Lineage: Eukaryota; Ciliophora; Spirotrichea; Sporadotrichida; Oxytrichidae.